AUGAGCCGUGGGCACUGUCUUUCUCCAUCAGCUAGCGGCGCUUUGCAUGAGGCGAUGCCGCCGCCGCCGCCGCCGGGUGUGCAGCAGGUCUCACCAUCUUCAUGUCUGUCACCACCGGCCUGGUCGCCACCACCACGACAGCCGACGACGCAGCGGCUGUGCGUGCUUGCCGCUGGUGUGCUCAUCUUUCACGUCCUCACCUCCACCCUACAGGAGAUGAUCUUUCACCUCCCCAACUUCACGAAUCUGCUGCUCCUCUCCUGCGGGGAGACGUUCUGCACAACGGUGCUCGUGGGGCUGCUUCUUGUGUGGGACUGGUACCACCCGCUGCCUGGACGAGCCGCCCCCGAGCACCGAGGCCCUCAUGGCCGGUCCGCAGCGACGGCAGUGACGAAGAUAACAGCGGAGGUGACACCGCAGGAGCCGCUCUCGAAGUCAGCUCCCACGGUGGGCGACAGCAGCAACACACAAGGGCGGAGCAGUGGCAAUGCCGUGUCUCGGUCGCCGGAUCCCUUCUGCGACUCUGAGCACCAGCCGCCAAGACAACGGUGCCCAUUCGCGCGCGGCGAUGGCAGAGGCGCAUUCCUAAGUGUGGUUGAUGGCUUACCUGAAGCGGCAGCUGCGAGAGCGGAUGCUGUAGACUGUGGCAAUGGGUCUGCUCUGACUGCGGUUGCGGCACGCUGCCCCUCACCCACGAGGUUCGCUUCAUGGUACUCGACAAUCUGCCACGUGCUUCACCCUUCCACCGUCUCCCUUCGCUGGUACGUGUGCAUUGCUAUACUCUUUUCAUGUAGCCUGCACCUCACGAACCGCACCUCGUUCCUCCUCAACUACCCCCUGCAGGUGAUCUUCAAGUCGAGCAAGCUACUCUGCAUGGUCGUGGUGCACCGCUUCUGGGUGCACGAUAGCCACGAGGCAGCUGCCUCAGUCUCCGAAGAUGAGGCAGGCUCAGACAACGACGACCCACGCAGCUCUGGCCACCAGUGGAGCACCACCGCCGCGUCGGCUCAACACGACGGCGUAUUCCAUGCGGAGAGCGACUCUGGGCUGCUUGCAGGAGCCAAGGCGCCAGACGCCAGCGAGCGUCACCCGCGCGAUGAGCCGCAACAUCGUGGGCACCGCGAUUCUUCCUCUUCUUCGCCACCUUUAGGUCUCUCUACUGUUGUCGCUGUCAACGUGCCCAUCCCAGCGGGGCGGGCAUUUGCAUCUUCACACCCGCUCGACGAUGACCAGCAGCGAUCGCGGUGGGGCGCACUUCACAGCAGCGGCCCACGCAGGCGUUCGUGGCGGUGGUGGUGGUCGCGCCUUUGGAAUCAGCACUGCAAUGAUGGCGUGUCGCGAUGGUGCCCCGCGAGGGUAUGGGCGCGUGUCUCUUCACUCGCGCAGUGCUGCGCCUCCCGGCCCACCACCUUGCCCAUCGACGAGUGGGGCCAUAGCCAGGCCGUCGUAGGCUUGCGCCAGCGUCUCUCUUAUCACGGCGGUGUCUACGGUGGCUACUCUGCCGUCGAGGUGUGGUGUGCUGCAGCUGCCCGGCUUGUGUGGUGGCUGCAACGCCUCCUGCGAGACACGGAGAUGAUGGCGUGCAUUGCCAUCGUCGUUGGGCUCAUUUCUUUCACUUAUGCAUCUCACCUGGACAUGCACGUCGCUGCAGGCCACCAAAGCUCCAAAGAAGGCCUGGCAGCGUUGGCGAAGGCGGUAUCGGCGGAGGCGGCAGCUGAGCAGCACAUUCUCGCCGAGAGGCUGCGGGGGAACGCGGCCGCCUCUCUCGCAGGCAGCUAUUCCGUAGCUAGCGAUGUAGCUGCGCCUGUCAACACCACUGGGCUGGCUCAGCCGGGCGCGCCACUGCCCCUGCCGCCCCCCUCUCUCCCCGCUUCUUCCCCUUCUUCCCUGUUCCACAGCAUCACCGCAGCCGUCUUCCGGCUCUCUGCGCCUUGGAUGGUGACGCUGAUCGGUGUUGUAGGCGUGCUGAUGUCCAACACCCUCGACUGCAUCAUCUACGUGCUGGAAGAGGUGCACUGCUUUCACGCGACGGCGAGGUCGUCGAGAGGGUAUAAUCGGCGAGUACUACGCCAGCACGAGCGUGCAGCAGGGGGGAGGGCGCCUCUGCUAGCGGGUGUGCAACGUAGGGCAGCGCCGCUGCAGCAUCACGCAUCCCACCGACCACCUUUUUCGCCUUCCCCACCGUUGUCGUCGUCUCCCCCACGAACCGCGGUGACGGCGCCAUCGGAUCUGCACCCGGUGUCCCCAACGUCGAUGACAGAGCUGCCGGAGCUGAUACCGGCCUCGCCACAGGAGUUACUGUUCAUGGUGAACGGUAUCGCCACGCUGCUCUACAUCGGUGGCGUCAUCGCCUUGUGGCUGCAUGACUGCCUCCUUCUAUUUAUAUGCCGCUUUACGAGCUCCAAUGCAGUGGCCACCGCGACCGGGCUCCACGGCGGCGUUGGCGACUUUGUAAGCGCUACUGCGGCUGGACAGCCGGCAGCACGCGAACGUCUGGUCGUCCCAACGAGACCCGCGGGUGGUGCUGCACUGCCAGGCGAGUGCUCCUCGCUGAUGGAUCGUGAAGAGCAGCAGCUACAGCGGCUCGCUUCCCUUUCCGGAUGGCCACCAUGGAAAACGCCGUCCGCGCCGCAGCGGCCCUCUGCGACGGACUUCCCCCUCUCCCUAUGCAUAAUCCUCAUCGUGUUAGCAUCCCUGACGAGCUUGAUAGGGACGCUGUGUCUCUUGCGCAUUAUUGCUGAGUUCACUGGCGUGAUGGCCGUCGUCGUGACGAGUGUGCGCAAGGCGCUGACGGUUCUGCUGAGCUUUCUCCUGUACCAUCGCCGCUUCACCCUGCUGCACGGGGUCGGGCUGGUAGGGGUGGUGGGCGGUGCUGUCUGGUACGAGUUACAGCAGCGGCGCCGUCGUGGCGUGUAG
Messenger RNA from Leishmania braziliensis MHOM/BR/75/M2904, 2916 nucleotides. RefSeq lists its product as hypothetical. The coding region runs from base 1 to 2916 and encodes 971 amino acids. Gene Ontology annotation, molecular function: transmembrane transporter activity. The record is from RefSeq and is a predicted model, not a curated record. Gene Ontology annotation, cellular component: Golgi membrane; endoplasmic reticulum membrane. The transcript has a single exon. Gene Ontology annotation, biological process: transmembrane transport. Lineage: Eukaryota; Euglenozoa; Kinetoplastea; Trypanosomatida; Trypanosomatidae.